Messenger RNA from Ctenopharyngodon idella (grass carp), 6143 nucleotides. It is a transcript of the gene map7d2a, whose product is annotated as MAP7 domain containing 2a. The record is from RefSeq and is a predicted model, not a curated record. Gene Ontology annotation, cellular component: microtubule cytoskeleton. Bases 498 to 3584 code for a protein of 1028 amino acids. Lineage: Eukaryota; Metazoa; Chordata; Actinopteri; Cypriniformes; Xenocyprididae. Gene Ontology annotation, biological process: microtubule cytoskeleton organization. The transcript has 18 exons.
UGAUAUUUUUUUCUUUUUUUUCAUUCGGGUAGGUAUACUAAAAAAUCUUAAUUUAAAAAGUUUUGGUUGUGGACGUGGCCAGUCGUUUCUCGUAGAUCGAAAUCCGUUCUCUGCCUCGUUUUCACCGCUGUGGAUGACGUCACUCAGUGUUUCAGCACUACUGCGCUGUCCAGCCUCUCUAACCAUACUCUCCUCAACCGCUAUUCGGGUGCGAGCAUUCUCUUCACGGGACAGCUGGUAGGAAUACUCCUGGCUGCCGCGCGAGACAAACUUUCCCCUCAAACGAUUCAUCACUGCAAUCCUAACAAUCUGUGAUAGCGCCACAGAGCGCAUUCUGCUGAGAUUGUGGAAAGCGGAUCGGUUCCCGGUACCGCAGCCGCAGUCCAGGAAGGAGCUGGCUAUGCUGUUUCUCUUUGCUUGAUUUUUUGGGAGGUAGAGAUUUGCUGCGACUCUGUCCGUGACAUUGCGGUUGGGAGAGCCGCCGGUGGACCACGAAGAUGGCGGAGAACGCUGUCAACACCGCUGUCAGUACAACGACAGUUACUAAAGUCAUGACAUCACCUUUAACUCCGGAAAAGAAACCCCAAAGCAAUGGCCAUGCCUCACCAACUUACCAGAAAACCAACCAAGGCAGCCCUUCUAUAAAACAGAAUGAUGCACUGGCCCCACCCACUGUUACAGAAAAGAAAACUCAGACCAAUGGGCACGCUUCACCUUCACGCCAUCCGGCUAAUACCAACGCACAUGCAGGUAAACAAUAUGUGGAGGGCUAUUUGAAGACAGAUGAUAGGAUGAGGCUUGCCAAAGAGAGACGUGAGGAGAGGGAGAAGAGUUUGGCUGCACGGGAGCAAGCUAUAAAGGAGAAGGAGAGGCGAGCACAGCUGCAGUAUGAGAAGACGGUGGAAGAGCGAUGGAAGCGGCUGGAGGAGCAGAGACAAAAGGAAGAACUUCGCAGGGCAGCCGUGGAGGAGAAGAGAAGACAGCAGCUAGAAGAGGAGAAGGAGCGUCUGGAGGCUCUGAUGAGGAGAUCACUUGAGCGCAGCCUUCAGCUGGAGAACAGGAAUAAACGCUGGGUAUGGGGUCCCAACGGCACUGCUCAAGGUGACUGGGAGAAUGCCCCACCUCCUCUCUCUGCUGCCUCCGCCCUCUCCCAUGACCUCGCUGCCCCCUCUCCUCCUGUCAUCGAAUCAGGCAACGCCCAUCAUGGUCAUCUGAUCUCUAUGGACAAACUAAAAGUGAAUCGCCUCCUCACACACACGCACUCCUCACUGGCUCGCUGUAACAGUCCUGCAGAGCUGCAUCUGUCCUGUCUGCGCUGCAAAGUGCCCCCCAGUCCUCACAGGUCACCGUAUCGAGGGUCACCAAGCCGCCGCAGAAACAAUCCUGUGCCAGUAGAAGAGUCCAGUGGAGCUGUCAGUGCCCCCAGCACCCCUAAGAAGGAAAGAUUGCGUAGAGAGAGGAGGACUGGCUCCCCGGCCACAGGCUCACCAGUGAGGCGAGCAAAAUCUCCUGCUGAUGUUACCCGCCGCUCUGCCUCACCUGCCACACCCAAGUUAUUACCUAAGAAUCGUACUCAGUCACCAUGUGCAGUGCGGCAGUAUCCACCCUCCCCUAUGAAACACAGACCCGCCACACCAGUUAGUGACAACAACAGGAAGACACAAGACAAAAAAGCAGAGGAUGUCAAAAGUCAGGAUCCUAAGGAGGGGCCUAACAAUGAAAGUUUGGAUAAGGCACCAAAAAUGGAGACACCUGUUUCCGGCACACCACCUCCAGAAAGAAGAACAAUAAAGACAGAAAAUCACACUAAUGGGGCAAAGGAGAAGAAAAGUGUAGUUUUGGAAAAUCAACAAAAAAAGAAUGACAAUAUGGAGACCCCUGAGAAAAACCAUUCCAAAUCAAACUGUAAUGAUUUGACUUCAAACAAGUGUGCAGAUCCUUCACCUGUGAACUCUCCUGGAAAGGUGGUUACUGGAACGACAGAUGCUGAGGAGGCGUCUCGUCUGCUUGCAGAACGCAGGCGUCUGGCCAGAGUGCUGAAGGAACAGGAGGAGAAACAACGCAGGGAACUGGAGGAGCAGGAAAAACUAAAGAGUGAGCAACUUAAGAAGAGGCAGCUGGAGGAAAGAGCUCGACAGGAAGAGAAGAAUCGUCAAGCAGAGGAGGAGAAAUGUAGACAAGAGCAGCAACAGAAGAAGAGAGAGCAGGAGGAAAAAAGAAAGAAAGAGAAGGAGCUCCAGGCCCAGAUGGAGAAAGAGAAAGAAGAGGCAGAGAUACGUGCUCAGAAGGAUGCUGAGCGUCAGCGGCAGGAGAGAGAGCAUUUCAAACAGCAGGAGGAACAGGAGAGACAACAGCGAAAAAAGAGAAUUGAGGAAAUAAUGAAGAGAACCAGAAAGAGUGACUCAGAGAUGAAGAGAGAGGAUAGCCCAGAGCCCCUAUCUCCUGUUUCCCACCCUGUCUCUCCUCCAGGUGGUAACCAUUUGACCUCAAGUGCUGAGGUCAAAUCUCAGGCCAACAUCAUGCAGACAACCUCUGUGCAUGGCCAAACUUACAAACAGGAGAGUGAAGGGAAAAGACCAGAGAAUGGCUGUAUAAAUAAACAGAUGAAGUCAUCUGCUCACAUACCUGCAAAAAAUCCCUCCUUGAACAGUCAAGUGAACAUUAACCAUUCUGCAGUGAAAACAGAAGAGAAAGGAAAGGUAAGUGAAGAGAAUGCCAAGACUAUUAGACAAGAGAGUGAACAGGUGAAGACCCAAAGUUUACAAGUGAAAGAAGAGGUAAAGCGAGAAGACACAUCAACAGCAAAGGUGCAGGUAACCCCGCUGAAGAGCUCGCCUGAAAACACAGCAGCAAAUAUUACGAGUGUUGUGACUACAGAUAGCAAACCCAAAGUUUCCACCCAAGUGAAAGUCCCUCCAAAUAUGCCCACUCGCAGCUUACAGGAAAACAACCUGACCGAUGGAAAAAACCAAACUAUCACUCAGGUGGCCAGUAACCAAGUGAAAACACCUGUAACUGUGCAAAUGAAUGGACAGGCCACAGCUCAGGGACCCAAGAAGGAUAUCACUGUGAAGAAAUCAGACAUCCCUGAUGCCAAUAGACAAGGGACCUCAACGGUAACUGUCCCACAAGCAAACACUCUCACUCAGACUGGUGGUCAUAUGAUAACACAAUCAAAGGAGGGGGGAAAAGACCACCAACCCUCUUCCUUGACCCCAUUGCCAGAGUCAAAACCACCUCUGCCUCUUAUACAUCUGGACACUUUGGAAGGGAAGAGUGGAGCGGCAGAGGACUCUGCAGAUGAAGUGCAGUACAUGGAGGUUAGCCCCGUCUCGAAAGAGGAAUUAAUCUCCAUCCCAGAAUUUUCCCCGAUGAACUCUCCCCAGCAGAAUGGAAUGAGUAACAUGCGUGCUCUAGAGGACCUGUUGGAUCUGACGGGGCAAGUAGCUUAUCCAAGACUCUCUCCUGCUGCCAGCCUGGGCGACUGCAACAAGAAUCUAAUAGAAGGGAUCUGUAGCCCUGGAUCUGACUCUAAACUCAUCCCUACCAACCCUCCAGCCUCUGAUAAACACCAUGUACAAUAAGGUACAAAAUCGGUUGAAAUAAUUGUGUAAUCAUGUGUGCAAAUAGACUGUAAGCAAGAACAAAUAUUCACUGCUGUUCAAAAGUUUGGGAUCGGUACAAUUUUUUUAAUGUUAAUUUUGUAUUAAGGGUUUUAUGAAGUGUAAUAUAAUAUUACGCAUAUAUACGCAUUUUUUAAUAUAUUUUAAAAUGUAAUUUAUUCCUGUGAUGGACCGCUGAAUUUUCAGCAGCCAUUACUCCAGUUUUCAGUGUCACAUGAUCCUUCAGAAAUCAGUCUAAGGUUAUGUUCACACUGCGAGCCUUAUUGCUCAAUUUCGAUUUAUUACUCCGAUCCGAUUGUUUUGUGUAGGUGUUCACAUUGUUGUUUUAAAUGCAGCCAGAUCAGGUUCCAGUGCGAACAGAUCAUGGUCCUGGACUGACCCGCAUGAGCAAAAAAAGACGUCAUGCAGCACGCUCUCAUACGGAAGUAAAAAUGGAGGACAUUAAAGUAAGAGAUUACGCGUUUAUUUAUAGUGUGAUCUGCCACCGAAGCCAGCGAAUUUAAGCACAGGCAAUGUAAAAGACAAAGAGAGGAUGCGAAAAAAGAGAGCAGAUUUUAAACAUUUAUGAUACGAGCGCUCAUGUUUUGCUUGUAUAUAGAGCUGUCACUAUAAUACUUAUGAGUUCUGACAUAUCACUGUCCUUCCACUGACUACCUUUCGCAACUGUUUUGAUAACGUUGGGUAUGUAAAACCUUUAAAGUGACUCCCAUGAGCGCAGAAUUGUGACGAAUGUUGAUCUAGAGUGAUGUAAAAUAUGAUAUGACUGUUCAGACUAAAGUCGCAUUGCAAAACAUUUGAUCAGAUUUAGAACCACAUAUGGAAGUGGCACAAAUCGAAUUGAAAAGAUCAGAUUCCAUGUGGUUCGUGCUGUUCACACUGUCUGAGAAAAACAGAUCUGAGUCACAUGUGAGCAAAAACAAUUGGAUUUGGGCCACAUUUACCUACAUUCUGAAUGUAGUCUAAUAUGCUGAUUUGGUGCUCAAGAAAAAAAAAAAUUAAAUCAGUUUUAAAAACAAUUUCUGCUUAAUAUUUUUAUGGAAACCGUGAUUUUUUUUUCAGGAUUUUUUGAUGAAUGCAACGUUAAAAAAGAACAGCAUUUAUUUGAUAUUAUAAAAGUAUUUACUGUCAGUUUUGAUCAAUGUAAUGUUUUGCUGACCCAAAACGUAAAUAAAUCUCUCACAAUUUAACAGACUGGCCAGUUCCAAUAUAUUCAUAUAGACACGCCAUCAUAAACAUGAUCUAUAUUUCUGCUCAUUUUACAGGUAACGUGACAGACUACAUUGAUGCAGCUGACUGCAAUGAGAUAAUUGCUCAUCUCUUUCAACAGAAAAGGAAAAUAUAGAAAUGAAGAUGCAAAGAAGGGAUAUACUGCUGGGCAUGAGUGCGAAAUGUGUCUGUUUAGUUUCUGUGUUGUCCUCAUUAAAAAUGAUGUCUUUCUGCCUUUAAUAUUUACAGCACAAAAACCAAGUGUGAAGCUCUGGUUCAGUAUUACGGACAGAAUUGAAGUGUUCACUAGAUAUGCGUGUUGUGUGUAUGUUUAUAUGCAAAAAUGGAUGGCCAAAAUUGCUGGUAAGAGGGUUUGGACAUAAUACUUUUAAGGUAACUUGGUAUCUCAGGCCAGAGUUCAACAUUUUCCAAUAACAUUGUCAUCACUGGAUAGAGACAGAACACUGAUUGGUUACUUUUACAUUUUAGGAAGCGUAAAUGUAUAAAGUAAUAAAUAGUGUGUAAUAUUAACUCUCUGUAGUUAGAAAUACAUGAUAAAAUGUUUCUUUGUCAGUUGACUCUUUCUCAUUGGUAACAGUAUUAUUAUGAACUGUUUUGUUGAGUAAUUGCUGUGUAUUUUAAGCUCAACUAACAUCUCCUGCAUUGCAUCACAGAACCUGCAUUGUAUUAAACCCCCAGUUUGCUAUUAAAUGCUUGUAACGCAAGACAUUAGUACUUUAGAGAAAUAUGACCAUCGACAAAUACAGCAUGUAUGUGAUAAAAAAAAUUAAAGGCAGUAAGCCCAUUUUAAAGCCCUAGUUUACCAGUAAUGAACUCAAUAUUAGUGUCAUAUUCUUCCUCCGGUGUCAUCACUGUGUUUAACAAUGUAGUUUCAGUCUCAGAAGUUCUUUUGACAAAUGUAAACCAGUUAUAUUGGAGUCCUGACUUUAUUCCUUGACAUCGAAGAAAGAAAGUGUUGUGGUCCAAACCAAAAACCUAUUGGUGUGCUUCAAGCCUAAACACUUCAUGGACUAUGGGUGUUUCAGGUAUACAUGUCUGGAGUGGGUGGGUAUGAGAGUUAACGGCUUUGUUGUUUAAUUGUUCUAUAUAGUGUGGAUGCACAAAAAAAGCUUACUUGAAAAACUGUAUAAUUAGCCUGCAGGGAACUUCUAAACUUCUCCAAGUGUCUCCGCUUCAAUCUCUAAAUACAGUACAGCAGUGAAGUUGUGAUUACUGUAGAUGAUGUGCAUGGUGGCAUGAGCAUCAAGCCAUAAUUAUAUGCCUAGAAACCAAUAAACUGUCUUUACCAAAUCA